UAAACUAAUCCAGAAAUCAGGACACGGGGGAAAACGAAUCUGCUGUUCUUGUGCUUACGUUCAAUCCAAUAGACAUCAGUGAAGGCGUACUAUUCAUAAGACAUGCUAGAAACCAGUUCGGGUCGAGGUCCGAAAAAGCUAUUGCCUCAACUCAGCUUCGAUUUCUCGCCAGUCUCAAGUGACUUCUUCCUGAGUUUUGACCAAAAAAAGCUAUUUCGAUUUACUUGAAGGUGCUUUAAGCCAUAGAAAGAACAACAAUACCAGGUCCCUCUGUCAGACCCCUGGACGCCUCUUACGACUGAGUAAGUUAGGUCGAGAUGUCUUAUUCUGCUAUUGAAUCUCCUGAAUAUGUACCGGGUUCCACCCAUGGAACACGAAGACGCUCCUUCAAAUCUGACUUGCACGACGACACUUCGGAAGAAACUCCACUCAUUGGCAGAGCUCCACAUGGUCAGAUCAUUGCUCCCAAGGACAAAUGGAACAUCGUUCGGUGGUCGUUUCUCUACCUAGGCAUGAUAACCAUGUUACCGUGGAACAUCAUGCUUUCCAUGCCCAGUUUUUGGGAUUAUAAAUUUCGCAACGUCACCUUGGAUGCACUGAAUUCGAGCAUAAGCGGCCAAAGCGACUUGUUCAGUGACAAACCGACUGAGAUGCAAAUUACAUUUCCCAGCUACUUGUCCAUAGCCAGCAAUGUUCCCGGUGCCAUAACCACUAUCGCCCAUUCCUUACUGGGCCAGAGAGCUUGUGUCAGAAAGAGGAUCUUCUGGUCGCUAGCCGUUUUCUUCGCUUCCUUUGGGGGCCUUUUAGUUUUGUCCCUUCCUAACAGCGACAAGUGGCAAGACAGAUACCUGCACACUGUCAUCCUGAUGGUGGUGUUACUAAAUGUGGGAGUUAACGUUCUUCAGGGUGCCCUAUUUGGCGUGUCGGGUCGAUUCCCGUCAAUUUACGCUGGCUGUGUGAUGACUGGUCAAUCCUUGGGAGGGGUUCUUCCCGCCAUAGCAGCCAUCCUACUGACUUUGUUUGAUGUGGAGCCUAGAGUUUUAGGACCGGUGUGCUUCUGUUUGAUUCUCGUAUCGAUUUUGACAGCCAUGGUCAUCUUUUUUGGCAUGUCAAACAAUAUCUACUUCUUGUACUAUGGAGAAGGAAAAGUGUCAGUCGAUCAAGAUAUUGACCACAAUGACGAAGUGGAUCACAUAUGUUAUAAGGCAAUUUUCAAAAAUAGUUGGAUGUAUUUUGUUACCGGUUACAUCAACUAUGCAACAACUCUAUCCGUAUUUCCGGCUAUAACGUCUCUUGUUCGAUCUCAAGUGCAGACUCAUUGGACACGAGUAUUCUUCACCCCAGUGGCUAGUGUACUCCUUUUCAAUGUUGGAGACCUUAUCGGUCGAACCUCUGCCACGUGGUUGCAGUGGCCCGGAACUAAACGCUUUGAGCAAUUCACAUUGAUGAGUGUGACCAUUUUACGCAUUGCUUUUAUUCCGAGUCUGAUGCUCUGCAACGUGGAUGUUGCCAUCCGACGUCAUUUGUUCACCCUAUUUCAUGGAGACGUGACAUUUUGUUGCUUCAUUCUUGCUCUGGGAAUAUCCAGUGGAUACAUUGGAAAUGUUUCCAUGCUUAUGAUCCCAAAGGUCAAUGAAGUUGCCAUCGAAAUUCAAGCCGCAGCGACACUGAUGAACUCGGCUGUUGUCUUGGGAAUUGCCAGCGGCUCAACAGCAGGAUACUUUCUCCAGGAUGCUCUAUGAUUGGGAUACAUCGUCCAUUCUAUAUGAAUGAUCCCAAAGGAAAAAACACAUUCCCACCCGCCCAAGCCGUCAAUAACCACAAAAGUCAAUAAUAAAGUAAAGUGUUCGUAAUGCUCAAGGGUCCAAUGAAUGGUUUAAAAAAAUGACCCAAAAUUCAAACACUUUAGGCAAAGUUAAACACUGUAC
Messenger RNA from Tigriopus californicus, 1928 nucleotides. RefSeq names its product equilibrative nucleoside transporter 3-like. Bases 318 to 1742 code for a protein of 474 amino acids. Gene Ontology annotation, molecular function: nucleoside transmembrane transporter activity. Gene Ontology annotation, cellular component: plasma membrane. Gene Ontology annotation, biological process: nucleoside transmembrane transport. NCBI's taxonomy places the organism in Eukaryota, Metazoa, Arthropoda, Copepoda, Harpacticoida, Harpacticidae. The transcript is spliced from 7 exons. The record is from RefSeq and is a predicted model, not a curated record.